Molecule: messenger RNA, 5084 nt
Organism: Nerophis lumbriciformis (worm pipefish)
Lineage: Eukaryota; Metazoa; Chordata; Actinopteri; Syngnathiformes; Syngnathidae
Biological process (GO): negative regulation of JUN kinase activity; G protein-coupled receptor signaling pathway; peptidyl-tyrosine dephosphorylation
Cellular component (GO): cytosol; heterotrimeric G-protein complex; cytoplasm
Molecular function (GO): G-protein beta-subunit binding; MAP kinase tyrosine phosphatase activity; MAP kinase tyrosine/serine/threonine phosphatase activity
Source: RefSeq, a predicted model, not a curated record
UUAUGCAAAAUUGCGUGUGCGUGUUUUUUUGUUUUUUUGUUUUUUUAAGUGUGUUAUUAUCUUUGAAGCCCCGAUGACGGCGCGAGCACGCGGACAGGCUGGGUGUCACACACAUCUGGAUCAGACCGGAACGGUCGGUACCAGCACGGGCAUGACGGCGGGAGGUGACGCUGCGUGUAAAUGAUGAACACUCUCCGGGACUGCUCGUCUUGAUCUUCACUUAAACCCAGAUGCCUCCUCUUCCUCUCGACGAGCGCAUAGUGGUCAUCCAGCGGCCUGAAAACUUAGUCUUGUGUGAGGCUUCCCCCCAAGUAAUCCCGCAUCACACUUCUCGGAUAUCCACUUCUUCCAAUGAACAAGUCUCCCGAGUUUCCCGGACUCACCCUUCUCAGCCUCACUUUUACUCACCCACGUGUAAAUCUCUGACUCUGGAAUGCAAACGCAGAUCCUCCCGUGCACAGAAAAUCACGGACAACCAUCUGGUUAUCCCAGCAGGUUACCAACAAGCCCCAAGCCACUGCCACAGCAAUGGAACCGUGACUCUCGGUCCACGACUGCCAUCCCACACACACACGAUUGAUAUCAGACUAAAACUAGACAAAGGCGGCAGAGCAGGAAUUAGCAACUCACUUGGUCGGACUGGAAGUGUCAAGUGUACAAGGGCAAAAUGCCCAACUUUACAUUUGGAUCAGUUUGAGAGAAGAAGUGGAGGUGAACGCAAGUCGCAGCAAAGUCGACACAAUCAGCUGUCAUCUUCCGCCGGAGGACUUCUGCAGUUUGUCCCUGCCCAGGCGCAGCAUUACAAGCUCAGGGGUGAAAAAGGAAAGGAAAAUGUUUUGAACAGAACUGACCAAGAAUUUCCCUCGCUGGAUUAUAAGAAUUCCAAGCUGGGCACUCUGCGCCAAAAUCAUACAAGUCACAGUCUUCCCACCCACCGUAACUCUGUCCCUGUUCCCCAUGCUGCCAUCCUAAACCACCCCUCUUCCUCUGCCCCUCAUCCCGCACACUUCCCUGCCUCCUUCCAACAACUCAACGGGCCUCGCUUUUCUCGACACAGGGAUCACCGUCCUCACAUUCUUCAUGGUCUCACCCUCUCUCCCUGCGCCUCCCAUACAGGAGGGUUCCCCAGCCCUGACCACACCUGUACCAUUGACUGCACCCACCCCUUUGGAUGUGGUUGCUGGAGGUUGGUAAGAUGCAAAGGGUCUAAGGGCCACUCCUCCACGUGCCAAGGAGGUGGAGGUAGUUCUUCCACCUCCUUUUCCGGUGGCCACAAUGUUGGGGCAGUAAAAAAAGGAGGCAAAGAUAUGGGGCUGAAAAAUCUUGGAGGAUGUCUGUCCACCACCUCCACCUCUAACACCUCAUCAACCAACAGCACUGUGUCUGACCGCCGGUCGAAUCUGUUCAAACCACUCCGCUGUGCCUCCUGCGCUAGUGAGGCUGGAGCCUUUGAGAGUCCUGCUAUUCUUCGUAAAAAACUAGUAGGGGGAUGUCUGCCGUGUACCCCUUUAUCCUCUUCUGCCCCUCUUAGGGCAAUUCAAAGCUGUGUCACAGGCUGCAAUCCCAAAGCCUCCCAGAUAGGUAGCUCCACCUGCAGCUACUGUAGCAGCGAUCCCAUAGUGGUAACAUUUAACCCUCGCAGAGGUAAACCGCCCGGAAGAAGUAUUGGGGCGCCUCAUUCAGCGACUACGUUUCAAGCUGAUGACGAUGACUACAGUGUGCGUACUAUCUGGCCUGAGGAACUGGCCAGAAAGAUGACCCAUUCCACAGCUCAAAAAAAUCACUGUGCCGGCGUGGGAGUAGGUGUCGGGAAGACCACUUCGAGCCAGAUCCAAAAUGGAAGCAACGGAAGUGGACUUGUACUCCUGGACUCUCAUAACCUUCAAGAGUAUGCACACUCUCAGCUAACAGACCACGCUGGACGACGUCGCCUACAGCAGGGAAACAUGGCUGCUUUGGAUUUUAUAGGCUAUAGGUCGGGGUCAGGAUUUGAAGAAGGCCGGGAUUCACUAAGGAGGCUUCUGAAUAAAGCCGACAAUGUAGGAAUGAGCAGCACUCUUGAGCAUGACAGAGACGCCCCAUAUACUGGUUCACCUUCUCCCUGCUCACCUUCUCCACUAUCACCGGUUUCCUUUUCGCCUACACCGUCCGCCCCCAGCACACUCAUCAAAACCAAACCCUGGCAGAGAGACAGGGAAGGGGGGCAUUCGCUACCAUCAGCUCAGUCCCUUCACUUGGCUCUGAACUCACUAAACAGAGAGCAAGAUGAAGAGAAGAGCAGAAUGCACCUUUCCCUGCCACUUUCAUCUUCGCUGCCAGCCUCCCUAUCCGAUGAGUCUGCCAUGACUCCCGAUGCGGAGAACGCAGUCGUCAGUGCCAUCCUUCCAUUCUUGUUUCUUGGAAACGAACGGGAUGCUCAGGACUUGGAUCUCCUGUUGCGCCUCAACAUCGGCUACGUGGUGAACGUGACGACUCAUCUGCCCCUCUACCACGUCAAAUCUGGAUUGCGCUACAAAAGGCUGCCAGCCACAGACAACAGCAAACAAAACCUUCGACAAUAUUUUGAGGAGGUUUUUGAGUUUAUUGAGGAGGCAUAUCAGAGUGGGCAGGGAGUGUUGGUGCAUUGCCAGGCAGGUGUGUCCCGUUCUGCAACCAUCGUCAUCGCCUACUUAAUGAAGCACACCCUCAUGACAAUGACAGACGCCUAUAAAUACGUACGUAGCCGUCGUCCUGUGGUGUCACCAAAUUUAAACUUCAUGGGCCAGCUUUUGGAGUUUGAGAGAGACCUCAACUCAGGGGUGACUCCUCGCAUCCUGAUGCCUAAACUUGACGGUGUGGAGACGCAGUUGACCAACCUCUUGGAUUAUGUCCUCAUCCUUUUAUUAUACAGAAUGAAAGGAGACACCCCAGUGAACAGCACCAUGAGUGUCGGCCAGGCCAGGAAGCUGGUGGAGCAACUGAAGAUAGAGGCCAGUUUCUGCAGGAUAAAGGUGUCCAAGGCGGCAGCUGACCUGAUGGCGUACUGCGACGCCCACUCCUGUGACGACCCCCUGAUCACACCCGUGCCCACCUCAGAGAACCCUUUCAGGGAGAAGAAGUUCUUCUGCGCUCUGCUUUAAAACUAAUCAGGGAUUGUUGUAAUUUUAAAUACAAAAAGUACAGCGUGUACACGUAUGUACACUGUGUACAUGUACCUGCCAUCAAAUCAGACAUGAAGUACAGUACUCGCAGCACACACUCUGCUAUGAACUACUAGACUGUCUCUCAGUGUUAGAGAACGUUCAGCAAACCUGCUGAUUUAUGAGUCAGAGUCAUCAAGACAGGACUGAAAGAAAAUAUUUAAUUCAUCUGUAAGAAAAUAUCACAUUUAUAAAUACAUAACAAGAGUUAAAUAUUGAUAAGAUCCACUUGUAAGGCUGGGAUACAUUCCUGUGAUUUAUUUAUGAGUCAUGUCAAACAAUGUUUAGCUCUGAUUAUUAGGGUGUGUAUAUGUAGGUGCUAUGUGCGAAUAUGUAUGAGUAAACAAAUGUGUAGAUUUACAUCCAUAAUGGCCCUCUCAUCAGGUACACCCAGGGGGGACCCCCACAUAUGCAGGCCCUUCCAAGGUUUCUCGUUGUUCCAAUUGGGUUGAGUUUUUUCUUGCUGAUGUGGGAUCUGAGCCGAAGAUGUCGUUGUGGCUUGUGCAGCCCUUUGAGACAUUUGUGAUUAAGGGCUAUAUAAGUAAACUUUGAUUAAUUGAUCCGUGCAAUCCAAUGAAUGAGCAGCUCAUUCAUCAUGCAAAAAGAGUCAGCCGAGCUCACCUUGGGCUGGAAACUUAAUGUUAUUUGGGGUUUUGUUUUUUACAGGUAAACAUAAGAUAACUAAUCAAAACAAAGGCACGUUGGCUAAGAUAAUAACACCAUUAUCUGACACGCGAGUUAACAUAAAAACGAGACGAGAAUUUUGUCAGGAACGAAAUCCAAUCAUAGUCAAUUCUGUCUUGUCAAUUGGUGGGACAAGAUCGGAAUAUGUCCAAUCACAGUUUAUUAAUGGUGUACAUUGAAAGUAGCGUGGGGAUUAGUUAUAAAAGAUGCUUUUCCUUGCGAGAUUAGAAAGUCACCGCCAAAAACAAAAUGUGCGGAUUUAGCAUGUUCCACAUGGUAAUAUGUGUAAAACUGGGAUAAAGUGAACACAUUUUUACUGCUGUGAUGCAAUCAGCCGGCAAAUCAAUGAUCGUGACAUCUACACAACUUUAAGUUAAAUCUACUAUUUGUUGCUUCGUGUUGUGGCAAAAACUGACUCCCUGCCAAAAAUGUAUUCCCGACUCGUGAGCGCGCAUCGCAUCUGUCCACGCCUGAUUAUCCACGCCUGAUUACUACAUGUAAAACAAACACAUUCGUGGUAACUGUAAGGAUAUGUGUUUGAAAUUAUUUAUGCCUUCAUCGUGUUUGAAAAAUGAAAGAGUUGGCCAUUUCUAUGGUAUUUUUGAGCUUGUAAAAGACGGUUGUUGAUCUGAUGUUGAUGUGCUAAAACCUAAGUCUUGUUUAAAAGCUACAUACAAUAUUAAUAGUGUUUGGAUGUAUUCUUGGUUGCCAAAAUAUAUUUAAUGUAAUAUUUUAAUAGACACGUCUCAUCUGUGCAUUUCCUAAAAAAAUGUCAAUCUACAUAACUAGAAAUAGAUGCUGGGUGAGCACAUUUAUAAAAAUCCACAAAUAAUGUCAAUCUCCUGGUGUAUAUUUAUUAAUUAGACAUUGUUUUAUUGUACUUUGCAACUAAACAAUUUCAGCAAAAAUAUUAUACAGUACACAUAUACAUAAUGCACCUGUCAGUGUACAGUGCAGUUGCUACAAGCACAAUAAUAAAGAGUUAAUACUUCUCUGAGCAUUGAAUUGUGAUGACACGGCACCUUAUUGAAACUCAUAAUGUGUGGGUGUACUUAAAGUAAUUAAAACCAAACAUCUGAUUACCUUCAACUUUAAGUUAUAUGACAUGAAGAAUGAGUAUAGUACAGGGUUUUCCAUUGCUACCAAUAUUUGUUCAUUAUUACUUUGACAAAAUAUUUUUAAUAUUUUAUGACUAUUACAUCAGCAACUCUGGUAGGUUGA